AUGCCUAUUCAGCUUACAGUGGAUGGUGGAACAGAGACACAAUAUAUGGGAGAUAUUCAUGGAUUUUUACGUGCAACAUACACCCCUGCCAACGCUGACAUUCCUGGUGUUGUUUCCCUGAAGAGUACUGAUAACUUGCCCAUUGAGGGAAUCUGGAGUCAAUUGUUACAUUUCACUGGUCAUGAUCUCAAGGCGGUAAUUCUUUCUGGUCGAAGCGACAGUAUCAUCAACAUUGGUCUUGAGUUACAUAUGCUCUUGUUCAAGUGGCUUUGGCCCAAGAUCGUUAAGCAAGCCAUCGACACAUUCAUCCGAUAUUGGAAUGGCCAUCGAGUCCGAAAGCAGAAAGAGAAGAUUCUUCCGUCCGGCGUCUGUCCAAGGGAUGUAUACGAGAACCUGGUCCAGUACGGCCUCACUCAUGCUGGAAUCAAGGUACCCAAGGAUGUUGUUGAUGAGCUCCGCACACGGCUUCCUAAAUCGCGCGAAGAGUGUAUGAGAUGGGUUCCGGCUUCUUUCAAUGUCCAGGCAACAGCAGUCUACCAAGCGCUGGGGUGCCCGACGCUCAGCGUGGCAAAUGGCUGGGAUAUAUUUACUUCAAUGUUGGCCAAGCUUCAGUAG
Messenger RNA from Mycena indigotica, 615 nucleotides. RefSeq lists its product as uncharacterized. The coding region runs from base 1 to 615 and encodes 204 amino acids. Lineage: Eukaryota; Fungi; Basidiomycota; Agaricomycetes; Agaricales; Mycenaceae. The record is from RefSeq and is a predicted model, not a curated record. The transcript has 3 exons.